This is a messenger RNA of Callithrix jacchus (white-tufted-ear marmoset), 3750 nucleotides long. The record is from RefSeq and is a predicted model, not a curated record. Lineage: Eukaryota; Metazoa; Chordata; Mammalia; Primates; Cebidae.
GAUAUUAACUACAGUUAUAUUAAUCAGAUGGAUAGAUUGCAAAAUUUUUCUCCAAUUGUAUAGGUUGUCUGUUCACUCUGAUUAUAGUUUAUUUUGACGUACAGAAGCUUUUUAGUUAAAUCUCAUUCAUCAGUUUUUGUUUGGGUUGCACUUGCUUUUGGUGUUUUCGUCAUGAAAUCUUUGCCCAUACCUAUAUCCUGAAUGUUACUGCCUAGAUUUUCUUCUAGGGUGUUUAUAGUUUUGGGUUUUAUAUUUAAGUCUUUAAUCUAUCUUAAGUUAAUUUCUUUAUGUGAUGUAAGGAAGGGGUCCAAUUUCAAUUUCCUGCAUAUGACUGGCCAGUUCUUCCAGCACCAUUUAUUAAAUAGGAAGUCCUUUUCUCAUUGCUUGUUUUUGUCAGGUUUGUUGAAGUUCAGAUGGUUGUGUUAUGGGAUCUUUGGGGUUUCAAUUUUUGGACACCUCUGUGGCCAGUGUUCCCUUUGCCUGAGUUCUUGUCCUGCAUGCAGGAAGAAUGAGGUAGAAUGAGGUAUGCAGAAAAAUGAAGGGUGAAGAAGAUGAACAGGAGCUUUAUUUAGUGUCAGAACCACUCAGAGGAGACCUGUACGUGUAGCUCCCCUCUGUAGGCAGGCAGGCCAUCCAUUGAGUGUUCAUCUGUUAUCAGAGAGGAGGCCCUGGAGAGGGUAGUUCCUCUUUGCAGGUAGGUCAUUUGGGGGUCUCUGCAGGUCUCUGAAACUCUCAGCAGAGAGGGUAGGUCCUCUCUGCAGUUGGCCAUCCUGUUCGGUUGUCUGCUCAGCUCUGGCUGACUCUGGGGCUUUUAUGUGUCUCAGAGGGGAGGAAGUGGGUGCAGAUUGGCCCAUGGGCGGGCCUGGAAAAGGUACCAGUUUCCACUCAGGUCUGUGGGACUGGCAGCCCAGCCCCCAGCCCACAGGCCCUCGUUGGCCUGAAGGAGGGAACUUAACAGGGAUCCACCUCCUUCCACCUGGGACUCUGUCUGCCUCCUGCUGCUGUUCAUGGCACUCAGGCUCCGCCAGACUUUGCUCUAUGAUUUUAGGGGUUGCAGACAGCAGGGAGAAGCCAGGCAGUAGGGGCAGGCACAUCCUGGUUGGUAUGGUGUGGCUCCUGCCUGCUCCCAGCUCCCCAAGAGCACAGGGAGGCUCUACUUGGAUGGCUGCAGCCCCACCCAGGAGGGCAGGGUUCCUGCCUGCUCCUUGGAGCAUACAGCCCCAGCCACACCUCCCCACUGCACAAGUGAUGUCAGGCCAACUGAUGCAGCUGCCACCAUCAAUUAUAGGUGUGUGGUCUUAUUUCUGAGUUCUCUAUUCUGUUCCAUUGGACUAUGUGUCUGUUCUUGUACCAGUGUUGUGCUCUUUUGGUUAUGCUAGCCUUGUAGUAUAGUUUGAAGUUGGGUAGCGUAAUGUCUCAGCUUUGUUCUUUUUGCUUAAGAUUGUCACACUUACUGAUUUGCCUAUGUUGAACCAACCUUGCAUCCCAGGGAUGAAACCAACUUGAUCAUGGUGGAUAAGCUUUCUGAUUGUGCUGCUGGAUUUGGUUUGCCAGCAUUUUAUUGAGGAUUUUUGCAUCAAUGUUCAUCAAGGAUAUUGGCCUGAAGUUUUCUUUUUUUGUUAUAUCUCUGCAAGGUUUAGGUAUCAGGAUGAUGCUGGCCUCAUAGAAUGAGUUAGCGAGGAGUCCUUCAGUUUCAGUAUUUUAGAAUAGUUUCAGUAGGAAUAGUAUCAGCUCUUCUUUGUACCGCUGGUAGAAUUCAGCUGUGAAUCCAUCUGGUCCUGAGCUUUUUUUGGUGGGUAGGCUAUUUAUUACUGCCUCAAUUUCAGAACUCAUUAUUGGUCUAUUCAGUGAUUCAGUUUCUUCCUGGUUCAGUCUCAGGAGGGUGUAUGUUUGACCAUGUAUUUAUGCAAAUGAUACAACAUUUGUUUAGCAUCUUUGGAGCUCCUUUUUCUAACAUUGCCUUCAGUUCUUUUAAAUAUUUCCAAGGGUAGCAAAUCUUCCUUUGAAGGUGAAUUUGAUUUUUGAAAAUAGCCAAAAAUAAUUUGUAUCCAUAGUCACUGAAUAUUAAUUAAUCAAUCCCAAACAUCUUGAUUGAGUGUCUUUUAUGUCUCAACCCCUAAGGAAAAAAGAAUGAAAUAAUCAGUUUCUGCUUUCAGAGUGUGGGGGAAUGGUUGAUACACAAAACUGGUGCAGAUGGCACAUCAAAAGUCUAAGGGAUUUAUCAGGGAGAUGUAGAACAGAGCAGGGGCUCUCAGCCAUGGAGAAUCAUUCACAAAAUUAAUAAUUUUAGUAAAGGAAAGGCAGUAAAAAUAAGCUUGUCUAUAAGUUAGUGAAAUGACUUUCUUUUUAUAAAUUGUGAACUGGCUUAAACACGAUUUCAAAGCAGAUAUUCUGAAAAUGCUAUAAGUUGUGGGGUAUCAUAGAACUUCUCUCAAGAUGACUAUUUGAAGAGAACACAGUUAAAAAUAUAUAUUCUGGGUUACAGAGUGGAGAGAAUGAGGAGGCUGCGUCUGGCUCCCGCUCUCACAGCCAUUGCAGUACAUUGAGCUCCAUAGAGACAGCGCCGGGGCAAAUGAGAGCCGGAUGGGCACUGGGCGACUCUGUGCCUCGCUGAGGAAAAAUAACUAAACAUGGGCAAAGGAGAUCCUAAGAAGCCGAGAGGCAAAAUGUCAUCAUAUGCAUUUUUUGUGCAAACUUGUCGGGAGGAGCAUAAGAAGAAGCACCCAGAUGCUUCAGUCAACUUCUCAGAGUUUUCCAAGAAGUGCUCAGAGAGGUGGAAGACCAUGUCUGCUAAAGAGAAAGGAAAAUUUGAAGAUAUGGCAAAGGCGGAUAAGGCCCGUUAUAAGAAGGAAAUGAAAACCUAUAUUCCUCCUAAAGGGGAGACAAAAAAGAAGUUCAAGGAUCCCAAUGCACCCAAGAGGCCUCCUUCGGCCUUUUUCCUGUUCUGCUCUGAGUAUCGCCCAAAAAUUAAAGGAGAACAUCCUGGCCUGUCCAUUGGUGAUGUUGCGAAGAAACUGGGAGAGAUAUGGAAUAACACUGCUGCAGAUGACAAGCAGCAUUAUGAAAAGAAGGCUGCGAAGCUGAAGGAAAAAUAUGAAAAGGAUAUUGCUGCAUAUCGAGCUAAAGGAAAGCCUGAUGCAGCCAAAAAGGGAGUUGUCAAGGCUGAAAAAAGCAAGAAAAAGAAGGAAGAGGAGGAAGAUGAGGAAGAUGAAGAGGAUGAGGAGGAAGAGGAAGAUGAAAAAGAUGAAGAUGAAGAAGAUGAUGAUGAUGAAUAAGUUGGUUCUAGCGCAGUUUUGUUUUCUUGUCUAUAAAGCAUUUAACCCCCCUGUACACAACUCACUCCUUUAAAGAAAAAAAUUGAAAUGUAAGGCUGUGUAAGAUUUGUUUUUAAACUGUACAGUGUCUUUUUUUGUAUAGUUAACACACUACCGAAUGUGUCUUUAGAUAGCCCUGUCCUGGUGGUAUUUUCAAUAGCCACUAACCUUGCCUGGUACAGUAUGGGGGUUGUAAAUUGGCAUGGAAAUUUAAAGCAGGUUCUUGUUGGUGCACAGCACAAAUUAGUUAUAUAUAGGGAUGGUAGUUUUUUCAUCUUCAGUUGUCUCUGAUGCAGUUUAUACGAAAUAAUUGUUGUUCUGUUAACUGAAUACCACUCUGUAAUUGCAAAAAAAAAAAAAAGUUGCAGCUGUUUUGUUGACAUUCUGAAUGCUUCUAAGUAAAUACAAUUUUUUUUAUUAGUAUUGUUGUCCUUUU